Molecule: messenger RNA, 750 nt
Organism: Acanthosepion pharaonis
Lineage: Eukaryota; Metazoa; Mollusca; Cephalopoda; Sepiida; Sepiidae
Source: the annotation of a GenBank genome assembly
AUGGCACGUAGAACUAAAACAAUCUACCCGGUGGAUCUAUCUAUCUAUCUAUCUAUCUAUCUAUCUAUCUAUCAUUUCUUUUUUGUUCGUCAGUAUACCAUUUCUAUUCGCAAAUCCUAUCAUAUAUUCCAGAUUCUUUUAUCGUCACCUUUGCCAUUUUUCUCUGUAAUUAUUUCUUCUCGCCUGUGUAUCCACAACGCAUUUACUAACAUUUUCUCUUUCAUCUCUAUCUCCCCUUCCAUGCUAUCUAACUUCUUUAAGAAGCCGAAACUUUUUAAUCUUCGACAGUUCAUUUUUUAUAUUACUGUUUAUGGUCACUGCUCGGUUUGUGCAUAUCUAUCUCAGUCUGUCCAUAUCAUUCUAUCUAUCUAUCUAUCUAUCUAUCUAUCUAUCUAUCGAUCUCAUCUAAUUAUAUCUAUCUAUCUAUCUAUCUAUCAUCUAUCUAUCUAUCUAUCUAUCUAUCUAUCUAUCUAUCAAUCACAGUCUAGUCAUAUCUAUCUUAGUCUAAUCAUAUCUAUCUUAGUGUUCAUAUCUAUCUAUCUAUCUAACUUCUAUCUAUCUAUCUAUCUAUCUCAGUCUGUUCAUUAUCUAUCUAUCUAUCUAUCUAUCUAUCUAUCUAUCUAUCUAUCUAUACCAUCUGUUCAUAUCUAUCUAUCUAUCUAUCUAUCUAUCUAUCUAUCUAUCACAUCUGUUCAUAUCUAUCUAUCUAUCUAUCUAUCUAUCUAUCUAUCUAUCUAUCUAUCUAUCUGA